AUGCCCGUGGAUGGUCUUUGUUUUGCACAAGGACCCGAUACCAGCCAGCAGCAGGAGGCCCGUGUUGCAUCAAAAGCUUUGCUCCGUGUGUGGCGUAAGCAGCUCAUUCCCUAUUUGACCUGCUUCCUUACAAGUCAGUCCUGCCUCUCCGUCUUCUUUCCAAAAGCACCACAAACGAUGAAGCUCUCGAAGUUUGCCAAACACGCACUCACCUUCGCUGGUCCGUCGCCCAUCCAGCACCUGGAACGUCUGUCCAAGACCCUGGGCAAUAAGGUCCAGCUGUACGCGAAGCGCGAGGACUGCAACUCGGGUCUGGCCUUUGGUGGAAACAAGACGCGCAAGCUCGAGUAUAUCAUUCCAGAAGCCAUUGAGGGCGGCUACGACACGCUCGUGUCCAUUGGCGGUAUCCAGUCGAACCAAACGCGUCAAGUGGCUGCAGUUGCUGCACACCUUGGCUUCAAGUGUGUCUUGGUUCAAGAGGAUUGGGUCAACUAUCCCAUCGACGAGGCGCCUGUGUACGACACGGUUGGCAACAUCGAGCUGUCGCGUAUUUUGGGCGCAGAUGUGCGCAGACAUGCGGCAGGUUUUGACAUUGGCAUUCGUCCAAGCUGGGAAGCCGCCAUGGAGAGCGUCAAGAAAGCUGGUGGCAAGCCGUACGCCAUUCCAGCCGGGUGUUCAGAGCACCCUAAAGGUGGGCUUGGCUUCGUUGGCUUCGCCGAGGAAGUCCGGCAGCAAGAAAACGAGCUAGGCUUGAAAUUCGACUACAUCGUCGUGUGCGCCGUGACAGGCAGUACAAUGGCUGGCAUGGUAGUCGGCUUUGCGGCCGACGGACGGGCGAACAAGGUCAUUGGCAUUGACGCGUCCGCCACACCCGAGAAAACCCGCAACCAGGUGCUGCGUAUUGCCAAGAACACUGCAGAGCUGGUGGAGUUGGGGCGUGAGAUCACCUCUGACGACAUCGUGCUGGAUACCCGCUUCGGUGGACCAGAGUACGGGCUGCCCAACCAAGGAACGCUGGACGCUAUUCGUCUAUGUGCUCGUACGGAGGGUAUGCUCACCGAUCCGGUGUACGAAGGCAAGUCAAUGGACGGCAUGCUUUCCAUGGUACGCAACGGCGAGUUCCCUGAGGGCUCGAAUGUUUUGUACGCUCACCUGGGCGGGGCGCCUGCAUUGAGCGCCUACAGCUACUUGUUCAAGGAAGGCUAA
Molecule: messenger RNA, 1206 nt
Organism: Peronospora matthiolae
Lineage: Eukaryota; Oomycota; Peronosporomycetes; Peronosporales; Peronosporaceae
Source: the annotation of a GenBank genome assembly